GUGUCAUCUAAGCUGUCAAGUUCUACUGAUCACAUUUCUUCUUUUUUCUUCCUGUUCUUUGUUUUUGUAGCUGGUAACUUAUGGCACAUGCAAUGAUAAACCAGAGUUCUGUGACCACGUUUAUUCUUGUGGGCUUCUCAGAAUACCCACACCUCGAGCCACCGCUCUUCCUUAUGAUCAUGGCCGUAUACACAGUCACUCUGGUAGGCAACGCCGGCAUAAUUGUGGUCAGAAGGAUCAAUCCUAAGCUUCAUACACCCAUGUACUUUUUUCUGGGCCAUCUUUCAUUUUUGGAUAUAUGUUAUUCUAGUGUAUUUACACCAAAAUUACUGGAGAUCUUGGUUGUAGAACAGAGAACUAUCUCUUUAAAAGGUUGCAUGGCUCAGUUUUUCUUUGGCUGUGCAUGUGUGAUUACAGAGAUGUUCAUGUUGGCAGUGAUGGCCUAUGACAGGUUUGUGGCUGUUUGCAACCCCCUGCUCUACACUGUGGCUAUAUCUCAUAAACUCUGUGCAUUCUUAGUAGCUGGAAGCUAUAUGUGGGGUGGUCUGUGUGCUGUGAUACUCACAUACACUCUCUCAGAGCUGUCGUACUGUGGAUCUGGCAUCAUCGAUCACUUUGGCUGUGAGUACUCUGCCAUCAUCUCUGUAUCCUGUUCUGACUCCUCAUUCAGCCAGAUGGCAUGCUUAGUCAUUUCUAUAUUAAGUGAAGGUACUAGCCUUCUUAUCACCAUGGCCUCCUAUGUCUUCAUAGUCAUUACUAUCAUCAAAAUGCCUGCUAAAGGUGGACUCCAAAAAGCUUUCUCCACCUGUACUUCUCAUCUGACUGCCAUUAGCAUCUUUCAUGGAAUCAUCCUCCUUCUGUACUGUGUGCCCAAUGCAAACAGCUCACGGCUCCUGGUUAAAGUGGCAACUGUGCUCUAUACUGUCCUGAUCCCCAUGCUGAACCCCCUCAUCUACAGCCUAAGGAACAAGGAUGUGAAGGAGACAGUCAAGAGACUCAUCAGCUCAAAGCUGCAAUCUCACUCAAUAUAA
Messenger RNA from Peromyscus maniculatus bairdii (prairie deer mouse), 1031 nucleotides. RefSeq names its product olfactory receptor 1165-like. NCBI's taxonomy places the organism in Eukaryota, Metazoa, Chordata, Mammalia, Rodentia, Cricetidae. Gene Ontology annotation, molecular function: G protein-coupled receptor activity; olfactory receptor activity. Gene Ontology annotation, cellular component: membrane. Gene Ontology annotation, biological process: G protein-coupled receptor signaling pathway. The record is from RefSeq and is a predicted model, not a curated record.